CCCCAGCCCACCAUGCCGUCGUCCAAGAGCGGGAGCGAGUUUUGGAUCGAUGGAUCCCACCGGGAGGCGGCACUGGAAGAUUUCUACGUCGUGGGCCCCGAGCUGGGACGGGGAGCCACCUCGGUGGUGUUCAGCUGCCAGGAGAAGGGCACGGGAGCUCCCUACGCUGCCAAGAUCCUGAAGAAAACGAUCGACAAAAAGAUCGUGAGGACGGAGAUCGGGGUCCUGCUGCGGCUCUCGCACCCCAACAUCAUCAAGCUGAAGGAGAUUUUCGAGACGCCCUCGGAGAUCGCGCUGGUGCUGGAGCUGGUGACGGGGGGAGAACUCUUCGACAGGAUCGUGGAGAGGGGGUUCUACAGCGAGCGGGACGCGGCGCACGUGGUCAAGCAGAUCCUGGAGGCUGUUUCGUAUUUGCACAAGAAUGGAGUCGUGCACAGGGACCUGAAGCCGGAGAACCUGCUCUACGCAGACCUGUCCCCCGAUGCACCCCUCAAAAUCGGUGACUUCGGGCUCUCCAAGAUCGUGGAUGAGCAGGACACCAUGAAAACCGUGUGUGGGACACCGGGGUACUGCGCCCCCGAAAUCCUGCACGGCUGUCCCUACGGGCCAGAGGUGGACAUGUGGAGCGUGGGUGUCAUCACCUACAUCCUGCUCUGUGGCUUCGAGCCCUUCUUCGACCCUCGUGGGGAUCAGUACAUGUACAGCCGGAUCCUCACCUGCGACUACGAGUUUGUGUCCCCCUGGUGGGAUGAGGUGUCCCCAAACGCCAAGGAUUUGGUGAGAAAAUUGAUUGUUUUGGAUCCCCAGAAGAGGCUGACGGUUCAGCAGGCCCUGGAGCACCCCUGGGUCACCGGGAAAGCAGCGAAAUUCGCUCACAUGGACAGCACACAGAGGAAACUGCAGGAAUUCAAUGCCAGGAGGAAGCUGAAGGCUGCCAUGAAAGCCGUGGUGGCCUCCAGCCGCUUGGGCAACCACGGCCACCACGACUGCUCCCGCAGCGGCCGCGCCCAGGGGAGACCCCGAGGCCUGGCCCGGCCCGUGGGGACCGGCGGCCCUGAGGCCAACACGGAGCUCGGCGUGUUCCAGAGUGACAGUGACAGUCACCACCCUGCCAUGACACCAGUGACCAUGUUCCAGAGUGACAGUGACAGUCACCACCCUGCCAUGACACCAGUGACCGUGUUCCAGAGUGACAGUGACAGUGACCACCCCCCUGUGACACCAGUGACCGUGUUCCAGAGUGACCACCCUGCCAUGACACCGGUGACCGUGUUCCAGAGUGACAGUGACAGUCACCACCCUGCCAUGACACCGGUGACCAUGUUCCAGAGUGACAGUGACAGUGACCACCCUGCCAUGACACCGGUGACCGUGUUCCAGAGUGACAGUGACAAUGACCACCCCGCUGUGACACCGGUGGCCACGUUCCAGAGUGACAGUGACAGUGACCACCCUGCCAUGACACCGGUGACCGUGUUCCAGAGCGACAGUGACCACCCUGCCAUGACACCAGUGGCCGUGUUCCAGAGUGACCACCCUGCUGUGACACCAGUGGCCACGUUCCAGAGUGACCACACCACCAUGACACUGGUGACCACGUUCCAGAGUGACCACCCCACCGUGACACCGGUGACCACGUUCCAGAGUGACCACCCCACCGUGACACCGGUGGCCACAUUCCAGAGUGACCACCCCACCAUGACCCCAGUGGCCGUGUUCCAGAGUGACCACCCUGCUGUGACACCAGUGACCACGUUCCAGAGUGACCACCCUGCCGUGGCCCCGGUGCCCAUGUUCCAGAGUGACCACCCCACCGUGACACCGGUGGCCACGUUCCAGAGUGACCACCCUGCUGUGACACCAGUGGCCGUGUUCCAGAGUGACCACCCUGCUGUGACACCAGUGACCACGUUCCAGAGUGACCACCCCGCCGUGGCCCCGGUGGCCGUGCCAGGUGCCGGCUGUGACAGUUAG
Poecile atricapillus (Black-capped chickadee) is the source of this 1974-nucleotide messenger RNA. Its product is annotated as calcium/calmodulin-dependent protein kinase type IV-like. Gene Ontology annotation, molecular function: calcium/calmodulin-dependent protein kinase activity; ATP binding; calmodulin binding. The record is from RefSeq and is a predicted model, not a curated record. Lineage: Eukaryota; Metazoa; Chordata; Aves; Passeriformes; Paridae. The transcript has 11 exons. The coding region runs from base 13 to 1974 and encodes 653 amino acids. Gene Ontology annotation, biological process: protein phosphorylation.